GUCACAUGAGUCUGAAUUUUCAGCUCAGUUCAUUAGUCAGCCAUUUUGGUCAACACCCUGCUUACUGCGCACAACCAAUCCUAUUAUCACUCGCUGGCUUGGCUCAUUUGAAGUGGGGAGAGAGAAAGAAAGAGACACGGUGGUAGAUUUCACCAGUUCUGGAUAGUGCUUCUUCGAUAUAUUUCAUCAUAUUUGAGGCUUUCCCCCCAAAAGAAGCUUUUUUUAAGGAAACAGCAAAAAGAGCUAUUUUUUCUGAUGCAGAGGCCACACUUGCAAUGGUUAUUCAGAAUUAACUGCUUCUAGUCGGUUUGAAGAAAGGAGAGUGUAUUGCGGAAGAAGACAGAGGAAGAGAUUACAGAAGAGAAGGGGUAUAUACCCCUCUCUUGCAUCCUGUGCCUUGCUUUUCUCCAGAACCAGCGCAGUCUUGUGAUCCUGAGCAAAUCUCUACUGAUCGAGCACUGGUAUUCUUCCUUUUCAGAAGGAUUUUUCCAUUUUAGUUUUUUAAAAUUUGGAUUUUAUUGUUGUACCAGCUGAGUCAUCAUGUCUGCUCUGACGCCUCCAAGCGAUAUGCCAACCCCUACCACAGACAAGAUCACACAGGCUGCCAUGGAGACAAUAUAUCUUUGCAAAUUUCGUGUAUCUAUGGAUGGAGAGUGGCUCUGUUUACGAGAACUGGAUGACAUCUCUCUUACACCUGACCCUGAGCCUACCCAUGAAGACUCUUGGGAGGAUUUGACAGAUUUGGUGGAGCAAUUGCGCGAUGAUACAGAAGAUCCCAACUAUCUCAUGGCUAAUGAACGCAUGAACCUGAUGAAUAUGGCUAAACUGAGUAUAAAGGGCUUGAUUGAAUCUGCUCUCAAUCUUGGGAGAACACUAGACUCUGACUAUGCACCUCUUCAGCAGUUUUUUGUAGUGAUGGAGCACUGCCUUAAGCAUGGCUUAAAAGCCAAGAAGACUUUUCUAGGCCAAAACAAGUCAUUCUGGGGACCUCUGGAGUUGGUAGAGAAGUUUGUCCCUGAAGCUGCAGAAAUCACAGCAAGUGUUAAAGACCUGCCAGGGCUGAGGACACCUGUGGGCAGAGGAAGAGCUUGGCUUCGCUUAGCACUCAUGCAAAAGAAACUUUCAGAGUACAUGAAGGCCUUGAUAAACAGAAGGGAAAUUCUCAGUGAAUUUUAUGAACCUAAUGCACUCAUGAUGGAGGAAGAAGGUGCCAUAAUUGCAGGUCUUCUAGUGGGCUUGAAUGUCAUUGAUGCAAAUUUCUGCAUGAAGGGUGAAGACUUGGACUCACAGGUUGGAGUCAUUGAUUUUUCAAUGUACUUAAAGGAUGGGAACAGCAGUAAAGGUAGUGAAGGAGAUGGUCAAAUUACAGCAAUUCUGGACCAGAAGAAUUAUGUAGAAGAGCUCAAUAGACAUUUAAGUGCCACAGUCAACAAUCUGCAGGCAAAGGUUGAUGCUUUAGAAAAAUCCAACACAAAACUUACUGAGGAGCUCGCUGUUGCAAAUAAUAGAAUUAUAACACUGCAAGAAGACAUGGAGCGAGUGAAAGAAGAAAGUUCUUUUAUUUUGGAAUCAAACAGAAAGCAAGCACCUAAGCAAGAUAGAACUUCAGAUGGACAGGCCCUUAGUGAAGCACGGAAACAGUUGAAGGAGGAAACACAGCUGCGGUUGGAUGUGGAAAAAGAACUUGAAGUGCAAAUUGGAAUGAGACAAGAGAUGGAACUAGCCAUGAAGAUGCUGGAAAAAGAUGUUUGUGAGAAGCAAGAUGCACUGGUGGCACUCAGGCAGCAGCUGGAUGAUCUCAGGGCCCUAAAACUUGAACUUUCUUUCAAGCUACAGAGUUCAGACCUGGGAGUGAAACAGAAGAGCGAACUGAAUAGCCGCUUGGAGGAGAAGACAAAUCAGAUGGCUGCUACCAUUAAACUUCUUGAACAAAGUGAAAAGGAUUUGGUGAAACAGGCAAAAACCUUAAAUAGUGCAGCAAAUAGACUGAUUCAGAAGCCCCAUUAGGCUUUUUAAAAAGAAAAUGGUUGCAGCUGGUCACCUCACAACUCUGACAUCUCUGCUCAGUUAUGAGGGGAAAGCAAAAGGAGGUGGUUGAGAAUGUUGAUGUCAGGCUUAAAUAUUGUCACCCAAAGUUGACUUGGAAUUUGGUGGAUUUUUAAGUAAAAAAUGUUUUUGUUUGGAGGUAGAAAAAAAAUAACCCGUAACAUUCCUUUUUCCCUGUUAUUUCUUGUUUAAAUUUGACUAAACUGCAAAGUAUUCCAGAAAAUCAUAUGUACCACUAGAUUUGUGGCUCUGUGUGUACAAUUGGUACAAAAAUGUAUAACCUUGAAGGGAUGUUGGGGGAAAUGAGAACCUUCCCCAGCCCCAUGUGCAAAUUCAUGGAAAAUGAAGUUACUUCCCUUUGUUUGCCUUCUUGUUGUGUCAUAGAUGAAAACACAUAAAACAAACACAGAGGUUAAGAGCUGACAGUGACACAUUAUUCUGUGGCUUUUUUUUGUUCCAUGGGAUAUUAACCAGGACAAGCACACAACGAAGUUUAAGAAAUUGCCAUUGCAAUGGUGUAGCCCUUGUUAAGCGGAGGCUUGUCUGCACUACAUAGUUUUCCAACUGAGAUUUAUCACAAACACAGAUACAUCGUAAUUGUGUCUGAUUCAAGGACUGCACAACCCCUGACUCCAGGGAUGUGCCAGUUCCCAGGGACCAUGAUUAAAACUACUGAUUUCAAGUUAGAAUGAGUUAUAUGUACUCCUUUACACUUUUCACCUUCUUCCAAUUGCAUGGGAAUGCAACAACGUCAUUAUUCCACUCUUUCUUCCAAUACUCUUUUUUUAAACUGACCUUCCCUUUCAUCUCAUAGCAACUGUAUUGUUUUGGUGUAAUACACUAUGCAUGGAUCUAAGACACAUCCAGAGCAGCAUAGAGGUAACAUAAUGCAAAUAGUCGCAACCAAAUCACUGGAAAACAUAACUGGAAAGUUUUGCAGUGAAAGGACAAACUUCAUAGUAAGCCAGUGCCAGCUCUUUUGCAUUAAGGAAAAACAAUUUGUUCCUGACAGGUGAUAUGGACACACAAUCCAGUUAGUAGCUGUUAAACGGCAAACCCUUCGUUAUCUUUACAUUGCCUUCUACCUCUGCCUUUAUUUUCAUAAAAAGAAAAAGUGGUUCUUUCUGAAGAACUUCAGUGAUAGGUAUGGGUUUCCCUCUGUUCCAGUUUUAAAUACAAGUUGGAGUUCUGUAUUUUACAAAACAGUUCGUUGUUGUUAGCUUUUUAAAACGAGGGAUACGUGGGACUGAGAGUGAUGUACUGCUGGUCAGUCGCUGACACAAAGCAUCCACAACAUACAACGACUUGGGUGUUCUUUGAAGUUGCCUUUGCGCUUGUUAAUAUUUGAGUCUUAAGUCCUUGGUUCAGGCAGGAGACCUGCUUAAGAGUUGUAGUGAGAAAUGAAUUAAAACCCAUGAAGUCUAGGCAAAGCCUUUCUGCAACUCAAAACAAAACUGCUUUUCUAUUUAGGAUGAAAUAUUAGGGGUUUCUUUGCUGUGGCUGCCAGAGUUCACAGCGCUAUCCUUGCAACAGAUUUUAGUGUGUAGAUAGUCAUUUUGAGUUCUUGUCAGGAUACCCAAACUAAGCGGUUUCCCUCUUUCUUCAAUUUAGGCUGUCCUUUUUCCCAUUUCCUCCCAAAUACUCCACUUGCUUUGUGUUUAAACUAAAUGGGGAAUGGAGAGAAAAAUGCCUGUAAUAAAGAUGGGCAAACACCUACUGCUGCUACUAAAAUCUGUAGGGCUGAGUUUAACUCUCUUAUCAGUUGUAAACCUAGUUUUGACUGAACAGCAAGAUCCUUGGUUUGAUUUUUAAAAAGAACGCUGAAGGUUUGCACUUUGGGGCGCAUGUUUCUAAACAUAUCCACUUUAUUUGUUGCUGAGCGAGGUUACAACUGGCUUCAUUGAAAUGACCAAAUAGAAUAUUGUUAAGAUUGUUACAAGACCUCCUCCUGGCAUUAGAAUUAAACUUUUCAGAUGACCAAAAUCUAUUUUGUAAGAUCAGUGCACACAUCUGGUUGAGAAUCAUGCUUCGUUUCCACCGGGUUACAGGAGAGCAUGUCACUGGCAAACACUUGGGAAGAAGUUUCCCUUCCCAAAUAAGCUGCUUUGAAAACAUAACCUGUAAUCCCAUUUAUUUGAAACAUACUUGAAGUCAGGCUUUGAAAAACACAUUAUCACCUGUGAGAAAUCAGAUUCUUAACAGUGGGAUAUGAAGAAUCCUCAUUUCAGUGAGAAAGAGCAGAUCUUAUAAAUGGAAACAGUCCAAAUUCUUCCUAUCUCCACCUUGGAAAAAAUUGGAUCAGAUCUGGUUGGAGAAGAAGAAUUGCUGUUUUGCUGGUGGUCUUGGACUGGAGGUUUGGUACCAGUGGUCCUCCUCUUCCCCAGAACUUUGAUUUGGAUUCGUACAAUAUAGCCUGAGAAGGAAAGGAGUAGUUUGGACAUCCAAUUAGGCAUCUGGUACAAUUCUCCAUGUUUUUUGAGACAUUGAGAGACAUUGGUAUUGGUUUUGAAGGAAAGUGAUAGCCCCAUAGCAGUAGUUUUCAACCUGUGGGUCCCCAGGUGUUUUGGCCUACAACUCCCAGAAACCCCAUCAAGUUUACCAACUGCUAGGAAUUCUGGGAGUCGAAGGACAAAACACCUGGGGACUCACAGGUUGAGAACCACUUCUGGCCCAGUCUAGUUAAGAGCAUGUCACGUACCUGACUGAGUAUUGAAGCAACCUCAAUGUGGCAUUUUAGUCAGGUGUAGAUACCUUCAGGUUUUUGCUGAGAACGUUCUUCUACCUGCUCACUCUCCAGUUAAGCCAUCGUGGUGCUCAUUUGUCACAUGGCUAGUGAACACACCUGUAAUCCCAAACCAAUCCCUCUAUAGUUAAGGUAUGCUCCCAUCUUGGUUCCCCUUGCAGCUAUUCCUCAAGUAUCCUGGGAAGCUGAAAUCUUUAUCCAUGACUUUGUAUUUGAUCUGAAGCCCUGUGUGCUUAAUGAUGUAACAGUUGUGGAAAGAGACCAAACAAAUGCACUAAUUCCUUAAUAUAGUAGGUACCCCCCAUGAUGCAAGUUCCAGUUACUUGUAUAAAGCUGCAGUGUAACGUAAAUUUAAAAAGAAAACCUUACCAAUACUGUGUACCUGAGAUUUGCUUUGACUAUGGAUAACAGUGAUGUUUUAUGUUUAUCAUCUAAUGACUGUAAACUGUAGUAAUAGAACAAUAAAACGUUGAAAUUAGAA
Messenger RNA from Anolis sagrei ordinatus, 5270 nucleotides. RefSeq names its product RUN and FYVE domain containing 3 (gene RUFY3). Lineage: Eukaryota; Metazoa; Chordata; Lepidosauria; Squamata; Anolidae. Gene Ontology annotation, molecular function: metal ion binding. Gene Ontology annotation, biological process: regulation of axonogenesis. The record is from RefSeq and is a predicted model, not a curated record. Gene Ontology annotation, cellular component: neuronal cell body; dendrite; cytoplasm.